Molecule: messenger RNA, 1615 nt
Organism: Solanum pennellii
Lineage: Eukaryota; Viridiplantae; Streptophyta; Magnoliopsida; Solanales; Solanaceae
Product: 26S proteasome regulatory subunit 10B homolog A-like
Exons: 10
Coding region: 180-1376 (398 amino acids)
Biological process (GO): positive regulation of RNA polymerase II transcription preinitiation complex assembly
Cellular component (GO): proteasome regulatory particle, base subcomplex; cytosolic proteasome complex
Molecular function (GO): proteasome-activating activity; ATP binding; ATP hydrolysis activity
Source: RefSeq, a predicted model, not a curated record
GUUUCAAAGUCUUUUUGAUAUCAUUGGGCUUUGAACAAAGUCACAAUUUAGCUUAAGCCCACUCAAUUGCUACCUCCACUUUUUUCAUUUUGUAGAAAGAAAAGAGUAGAAGAUCACACUAUUUCUGUUUCGUUUUCUGCAAGUCAUUUGAAUUUAGAUAGGUGAUUGAGAAUAUUCCGAUGACGAGCGAGUCGGAAAAUGUCCGCCGCCGUACGGCAUAUGCUGAAUUCCGGAAAAAGCAACUCGAGCAGAAGGAGCUAGAUGCUCAGCUAUGGGCAGUGAAAGAAAAUUUGCGUGCAGCCAAAAAGGAAUAUGGUAAAACAGAAGAUGAUUUGAAGUUGCUUCAGAGCGUUGGGCAGAUCAUAGGCAAAGUGCUCCGGCCUCUAGAUGACAAACGCAUGAUAGUUAAAGUCGGUAGCGGUUCAAGGUAUGUGGUUGGCCGUUGCAGUAAAAUGGAUAAGGAAAAUCUAACUUCUGGCACUAGAGUGGUUCUCGAUAUGUUGACUCUUACAAUCAUGAGGGCACUCCCACAUGAAGUUCAUCCUCUGGUGCAUAAUAUGCUUCAUGAAGAUCCUGGCAAUAUAAGCUACUCUGCUGUGGGUGGACUGUCAGAUCAGAUCAGAGAGCUGAGAGAAUCAAUAGAACUACCUCUGAUGAACCCUGAACUUUUCAUCCGUGUUGGAAUUAAGCCUCCAAAGGGUGUUCUUCUCUAUGGGCCUCCUGGGACUGGCAAGACCUUGUUAGCCAGGGCAAUUGCCAGCAACGUUGAUGCCAAUUUCUUAAAGGUAGUAUCAAGUGCCAUUAUUGAUAAAUACAUAGGUGAGAGUGCGAGAUUGAUACGGGAAAUGUUUAACUAUGCUCGUGAUCACCAACCUUGCAUCAUUUUCAUGGAUGAGAUUGAUGCAAUUGGUGGACGUCGAUUUAGUGAGGGAACAAGUGCAGAUCGUGAAAUUCAGAGAACGCUCAUGGAGUUGCUUAAUCAGUUGGAUGGAUUUGACCAUAUUGGAAAGGUAAAAGUGAUUAUGGCAACAAACAGGCCAGAUGUUUUGGACCCAGCUCUUCUUCGCCCUGGUCGGUUAGAUAGAAAAAUAGAAAUACCGUUGCCUAAUGAACUAUCAAGAAUUGAGAUCCUCAAGAUUCAUGCUGCUGGAAUUGCCAAACAUGGUGACAUUGAUUAUGAAGCUGUUGUUAAGCUUGCUGAGGGUUUUAAUGGAGCUGAUCUUCGAAAUGUGUGCACUGAAGCUGGUAUAUCAGCAGUACGUGCAGAGCGUGAUUAUGUCAUCCAUGAGGAUUUCAUGAAGGCUGUAAGGAAACUGAAUGAAGCAAAGAAACUUGAAUCAAGUGUGCACUGUACUGCCGAUAUUGGCAAGGAGUGAGGGAUUUUUGUCAUUGUGUGAUAUAACCAACCCCAUAGGAGUGAUGAUACUAUUGGACUGUUCCACAAUCUGUCUUUGCAAUUGUAGUUACAUAUACUUGUAUUGCCCAUAUUCAGGAAUUAUGUAAAAAGCAUUAGCAUUAGGCACAUGCUCAACUGUUUUUUGUUCAGCACGGAUGCUUUGAUUUUUUUCCACUUAUAGUUUGCUAUGGAUAUGGUAAGGUGAAAGAUUGGACGGAA